UGAUAAAAUAAAAGUUGAUUUCGUGUUGAAAAUAGAAAUCGUAAAGAAAAGGAAACAAAACCUUACAAAACCAAAAUAUAUUAUAGUGUUUUUUUAGCCCAAAAGUUUUUUGUAUUUUUUCUAUUUUCUAUAAUCAUUUAAUUCUACCCGUUUAACAGUGUUCACAUGGCAACCUUAUUUACUAUAAAAAUAUACAUAAAAUAAAAAAAAAUACAUAAAUACAUAGAGUAGUGAAGUGAAUAGCAAAAAAAAGUAUAAAAACUUAUUUGUUAAUAAUAUCAAUAUUGAAAAUAUAUACAAACAUACUUUAAGGAUAUAUAACUACAUAUAUUUAAAUCUAUAUAGAAUAUAUAUAUAAAACAACUAUAAGGAUAACAAAAGGAUAAUGACCUAAAAUAAUGUUUGCAACCAAUUAAAAAAAUUUACAAGUCAAUAGUAAAAACGAUUUCCAAGAAGAAGGACAAAUAUAAAAAGUAGUCACUUCGAUUAUAGAAAACAGAGGAAAAAAACGAAAAAAGAAUGCAACAAGGACAACAGAGAAAGAAACAACAUAAACAAUUAAUAUCCUUAAAGGAAAUAAACAAUUUAUUUAAAAAGCAAAAGCAAUAACAAAAACACAGAAAGUAUUAAGGAAAAUAGUCAGAAAGCGAAAUAAUCAAAAUAUACACGACUCCAACUGUUAACGGAAAAUUAAAAUAAAUCGUAUAAAAUAUAGAAUAAUUGGUAGAAAAGAAGAAAAAACUCAGCUGCAUACAGGGAUUGCCUUCGCAGCAAAAGACAAGUUUGUCUUUAAGCUGUUAAGAGGAUUUGCAUGGAUCAAAAGAGCAUCACCAUAACAUUUAAGUACUACAGCAACUAUUGGAAAACACUGGCUACCACCAACGCCACCGCCGUUAAAAAAGAAGUCAUUUAAAAGAAGAAAAUCCUCUCCCUACCACUCACACGUUUUCAAUUUAAAAUUUUUUUAAAGCAACACAAACAUACAAUUAUCAAUCAAUCAAUGACAUCAACGAACAUUUACUUCAAACUCUUACAUGUAUGCAUAUAAAAAUACAAAGAUACAAAAGACACACACACCGUUUUGCUCCAAAAAAAAAUACAAUUAUUUGCUUGAAACGUAUAUCCUUUCAAGUAGAUUGCAAAAAGAGUGAGGAGAAACUUAAACUUAAAAAAAAUGAAAAAUAACAGCGAAUUUAAACGAAAACUAUUUUUAAAUAAAACCCAAUUGAAUGAUGAAUGUACAAAUCAGAAAGAAAAUAUUGAAAAAUCCCUAAAAUACAAAACUCCUAAAACUAUGCAAUAUAAAUAUGAUAGCAAAAUAGUUAAGAAAACAUCAACAAUAACGACUACAACUACAACACCACCAUUAAUGAUGACAACUUUGUCAGCAACAUUAUCAACGUCAUCAUUAUCGCCAUUAUUAUCAUCAUUAGCAGCACCAUUGACGAUAUCAUUAAAAACACAAACAUCUACAGCAGCAAACGAAGAAACUAACAAAUUAAAGGAAAUACAACGAGAUCCUUUGCAACAACAACAGCAACAGCAGCUACAACAAACUGAGUUAAAAUGCCACCUGCAAAAUAACAACGACAAAUAUGUUCAAUCAUCAGUAAAGACACAGCAGCAACAACAAGCAGCAGCAACAUUUGUAAAGUCAACAAUUUCCAAUGAUAUUAACACCGGAAAUACGUUGCUAUCAUAUGUUUAUAACAAUAAAACAACAACCAACAGCAGGAAUAACAAAAAUAAUGAUGAAGAAAAUAAAGACGACGACAAUAAUGAUAAUGUAACAUCCUUGAGAGUAACAUCAACACCAGCAGCAGCUAAAACUUCCUGUUUAAGCAACACCAACACUAACAAUAAUAAUAAUGAUAAAGACAUCAUCAUAACCUCAACAUUAUCAGCGGCCUCAUUGUCAUCACCAUCGUUAAUACAUCAUGAACAUCGUCGUCAGAAAGUUAUUGCCACUAACACUCAAACCACCACCAGCACCUACAAACACUCAGCCCUUUAUCAUGAAAUGGACAACAGCUUAAGCAGUUUUAAAUUUUGGAAAACCACCACCCACUCCUCGUCUUCAAAUGCCACCAACAAAUCCUGCUACUCUUUAUACACUUCCUCGAACGUCAUUUGGCUAUUGGCUUUAGUGUCGAUGUUCAGCUUAUUCGGUUGCGGUCAUGCUGGCUUUGCUUGUCUCAGUAAUCCUUGUGUCUUUGGCGUUUGUAUUGAUGGCCUAAAUAGCUCCUAUUCGUGUUAUUGUAUUGAUGGUUAUACUGGUAUACAAUGUCAAACGAAUUGGGAUGAAUGUUGGUCGGGACCCUGUCAAAAUGGUGGUACAUGUAUAGAUGGCGUGGCCUAUUACAAUUGUACAUGUCCAGAUGGUUUUUCAGGAACGGACUGUGAAGAGAAUGUUGAUGAGUGCAUGUCAAAUCCAUGUCAAAAUGGCGGACAUUGUCGCGACCGUAAUAACGGUUAUACCUGUACUUGUCAACCCGGUUAUUUGGGAGACCAUUGUGAAGUUGAUGUCGCUGUAUGUGAAACGGGCACCGGGGCUAGAUGUCAAAAUGGUGGCGAAUGCAUUGAAGGUCCUGGUCUGGAGUUUUCCUGUGAAUGUGUUGCCGGUUGGCAUGGACGCAUCUGCCAGGAAGAAAUCAAUGAAUGUGACUCCUCACCGUGUCAAAAUGGUGGUGUCUGUGUGGACAAAUUGGCCAGUUAUGUUUGUGCCUGUCCCAUGGGCUAUACAGGGACAAAUUGUGAAGAGGAAAUACUAAUAUGUGCCGAUAAUCCUUGUCAAAAUAAUGCACUCUGUCUGAUGGAGGAAGGCGUGCCCACAUGUUAUUGUGUGCCCGAUUAUCAUGGAGAGAAAUGCGAAUAUCAAUAUGAUGAAUGUCAGCUGGGUCCCCGAUGUAUGAAUGGUGGUGUUUGUAUAGAUGGUGUAGAUACAUUUUCCUGUUCCUGUCCGCCGCUGCUAACAGGUAUGUUGUGUGAGUGUUUGAUGAUAGGAGAAGAUUCUUUGGAUUGUAAUUACACGGCGCCAGCUACCGCUGCUCCCGCCACACACAAACCCAGACCAACACCGGAAUUGACUACACCGAAGGUAGUGUCUACGACUGAUAUUUCCUCAUUUGUAACUAAAUCACAAGAAGACAUAGAUGACGGAGAGUCGAAAGAAACAAUUGAGGAAGAAGAAUCUAUGGAAAAACCAGGCACAGCAACAGUCACAUUAACGGGAACUUCUAGCACAGCCAUUACACCUCUACAUCCUACAUCAGAAUCCGCUGAAGAAGACGAUAGUAGACACUAUACCAGUUACACCACAGAAACACCAACUUCCUAUGACAUUGAUUCUAAAGGCAGUUCCGAGACACCCUAUACUUCACACACAAGUGCAUCAGAAGAUGAAGAUGAUUCGGAAGAAGGUACCACUGUUUCUAGAUUUGAUGCAAGCCCAAGUAGUGAAUUUACUACUGCCAGGCCAAUUAUCACUGGUCAUGGUGUAGAUGACUAUAGUCCUGUCACACACUCGGAAGAGUCCACAGCAGGUAGUGGUGAGUCGGAGGGCGAAGAAGAUCAUUCUGGAGGUUAUAUACAUCCCACUCGACCUAUUUAUACACAUACAGUUACUACUUUGGAAACUACCUACACCAUAGAGUACACUACACCUGUAUCCCCUUAUAGUAAGCCCACCUAUUAUCCCACAUUUGAGAUACCGCAUAUCACCACAAGGCCGGAAACCGAUAGCCAUAUUUCACCUUCCACCGAGACUACUGCUCCCGAAGAGCCUGAUGUCACCGCAACUCACGUCACUAGACCACAUUUUACAACCACAGCAGCACCAUUCUUUACCGAAUAUCCUGAAGUAGUGGUAACAACGAAAUAUGUGGGUAUUGUAGCAGGUAGCGGUGGCGUAACAACGACCGUACAACCUUCAUAUGGUCCCAGUUAUACAAUGACUACAACUUCAAGUACAACUGGCUUCGACUACGAUACAGCUGAGGCAACAUCUCCAGCGCCAGGCAUUUCGGUUACUCUACAUGUUCCCGAAAAUCGUACCUAUACACCCUACACACCAACCACCAUGCCUUCAUUAAUAUACUAUCCCACAACUACUUAUGCUCCCAAAACUAUGGAUUAUGAUACGACACCCUAUCAACCGGAUAUAGGAAUAACAACACAGCACCCCCUUUACACUGACGAUUUAACAGGUCGUCAUAUAUCCACCACUUUAGCUCCAGCAUACACAUCUCCCGAUUUGCCAAGUUCCACGGUGUCCGUGCCGCCAUUAGUUACGGCAACAUCUACAGAAUACAAACCAAUUAUUACCUAUGUGCCACCCACGUUUUCACAACCCACCUUUAGAACUACACUAUCACCACCCACCUCGUAUACAGUACAACCAACAGAAGUGCCACAAACUCCCGUUGCACCGAGUUUUAGUACUCAAGCUCCGGUAGUAUCAAAAGCACCAACUACCGAAGCUAGCAGUGAGGAAGAGGAAAGUGCCAAUACGGUGGGAACUGGAGUUGGAUCUGCCGCAGGUGGCACUGGUGUGGACAGUGAAGCUCAUGCUGAUUGCAUUAAAUAUGGAUGUUAUAACGGUGGAACAUGUGUUACAACCUCAGAGGGAUCAAGGAAGAGUCCAAAUGCCAGAAACAGAAGAGCAAUAUAA
Lucilia cuprina (Australian sheep blowfly) is the source of this 4669-nucleotide messenger RNA. RefSeq names its product protein eyes shut-like. Gene Ontology annotation, biological process: establishment or maintenance of epithelial cell apical/basal polarity; heterophilic cell-cell adhesion. Gene Ontology annotation, molecular function: calcium ion binding. The transcript has 6 exons. Lineage: Eukaryota; Metazoa; Arthropoda; Insecta; Diptera; Calliphoridae. Gene Ontology annotation, cellular component: protein-containing complex; plasma membrane. The coding region runs from base 1175 to 4669 and encodes 1164 amino acids. The record is from RefSeq and is a predicted model, not a curated record.